Messenger RNA from Setaria italica (foxtail millet), 2402 nucleotides. RefSeq lists its product as uncharacterized. The coding region runs from base 264 to 2153 and encodes 629 amino acids. The record is from RefSeq and is a predicted model, not a curated record. The transcript has 3 exons. Lineage: Eukaryota; Viridiplantae; Streptophyta; Magnoliopsida; Poales; Poaceae.
CAAAGCGACAGCGCCUGCCCUUGCACCAGUGCACGACCGGCCGCAUCGGCGUCUCCACACCCAAAGCGCGUCGUCUCGUUUGCCACGGCGCCUCGUUUUCGCCGGCUCCGCUCGUCCCUGCGGCUCUCUGCCUAUAUCAACCUCCCUUGACCACCCAUUUCAUCGUCGCACUCUCGUUACACCCGUGCUUGGGCAGUCUAUUUUGUCCAGUGAGAUCGAUGCGCCUGACCUGUGCUCUGAACUAGGAAGCCGCAGGAGAACUGAUGGCCGAGAUCGACACUAGACCAUUAGAAUCCGUGCAGGCCGCCGUGGGCAUCUUCGACCGGGGAGGCGACCAGAGCAGGCUCAUCAGUCCGGACACAAAUGAGGAAGAGAUCGCCAUCCUGACCAAGGAGCUCGCGGCCUGCAAGCUGCAGCUGGAGGUCCGAGAGAGCCAGCACAAGCAAGCGGCCCUGGAGAUCGAGGCCCUCGAGAAGGCCGUGCGGGACCUCUCGGACCAGUACGAGAGAGACCGCGCGCGCAUCGCCCAGCUCGAGGCCGAGAACGCAGCGAUCGCGAGCCGGCAGGCGGCGGCGGACGGCGAGCGCGGGGCCAUGCGGGACGAGCUGGCCGCCGCGAGGGCCGAGCUCGGCGAGGCCAGGGCGUCGGUCGCCUUCGUGCUGCGGGAGGUGGAGGCGAUGGAGACGAGGGCCAUCCUGGAGCGGGAGAGCACCAGGGACGCGCUGGCGCGGAUCCUCCGGCUCAACGAGACGGUGCUGUCGUCGGCGGUCGCCGCAAUCAGGGCGGAGGAGGAGAGGUCGUUGUUCUUCCAGGAGGCGACGCUCGAGUUCUUUAACUCUGACAGGAAUCUGGAGGUGGUGAGGAGGCAGGUGGAGAUGGCGGAGAGGAUGGAGGAGGAGCUGCUGGCGAAGACGGUGGAGAUCGAGUACCUGCGGUCGGAGCUCCAGCAGGUGAAGGAGAUUUACGUGUUGCCUGCAGAAAGUUCUGAUGCGACAACGGUGAUAACAGCUGCUGCUGGCUGCAACAAUUUUGAUGAACAUGAUCAGGUGCAGGCAUGUGAAUUAGGAGUGAGAGAUACUGAAGCGCAAACGGAAUUCACGUUUCAGCACUCUGCGGAAGAAUGCUUUGUUUCUGAAAUCUUCAGAAAUGAUGGCCAUGUUACAACGUGUGAUGAAACCAAGAUGGAAAUCGAGGUAUCCGAGGAUGUAGCAGAGGAUAAGCAAGGAGCAGACGUUAUGGUUCAGGACACGACAGUCCUUGAAGGGAACUCCGAUGAUCAAGGGACAAGUUGUCUUGACGCUGAGAUCUCUGGAGAAGAUCACAAUGCCAUUCAAUCAGACAGCAGAAAUAUUUUAGCUGAAAACAAUCAAGAACCAGCUGAAACAGAUAGCGUGCUUCCAAACUCCACGGCGUGCCAAGGUAACGAUCUCCACCUGCAACAUCACGAGGAGGCCAAAGCAGACGCCAGCUUUGUCCUCGAGAGCUCGAGGGACGAUUUCCAGAGCGUGCACUCUGACGCCAAGGACACCAGCAUCGCCGAGCCUGGAAACGUCGCGAUCGUAGAAACCCAAGAACAGCGAGCAGAAGCCGCCGCAGCUCCGACCUCCACGCCGCGCGAAGGCAACCCAGACACUUGCGUCGUUGCCACGGAGAUCGUCUCCAAUCACGAUGACGAGUUCUACACGAAGGAGCUGGAGCCCGAGCGGGGGCAGGGAGGAAGCAAGCUUGACGGGUACGUGCUCGUGUCGAAGAGCGGCGACGGGGACGUCGCGGCCAGGGACAAGCAGCUGGACGCGGCGCGCGCGGAGAUCAGCGACCUGCGGUUCAGCCUCGAGGAGGCGGUGCGGCGGGCGGAGCUAGCCGAGGAGGCGAAGGCGGCGCUGGAGCGGGAGCUGAGGGAGGAGCUCCGGAGGAAGCAGCAGCAUACCCCCUUGCGGCGGCGUGCGCCGUCGGAUUCGGAGGACGGCGGGCGCCCGGCGGCCCUCGAGGGGGCUCCUCUGACGCCCGCGCGGACGCGGUCGACGCCGCCUCACGCGCCUUCUGGGACGACGCCGUCCACCGGGGCGCUGAGAAACGCACGGCCGGGAGGGGAGGACAUGCCGACGCCGCGCGGCUUGACGCUGGGAAAGGUGCUGAACAUGAAGUACAAGUGAAUGUUUCCAUUCCCCAGAGGUUUUGUUCUGUAGAAAUGGCUGCUGAUCCCUGUUGAGUGUUGAAGGUUCACGACUCCAUGCAUACUCAACAGUGCUUUUCCAUUGCAGGAUUAAUGUAAUUGGAAUUGUUCUAUGUGUUUGAUCCUCCGGCGGUGAAUAUAUAUAUUGUAGCACUAAAUUAAUUGGUUGCUUGCUAUCUGAUGGUGAAUAUAUACAUUGCAGUGUAGGCAUCUAGCUAUCCAAUAAUUA